Molecule: messenger RNA, 1866 nt
Organism: Episyrphus balteatus (marmalade hoverfly)
Lineage: Eukaryota; Metazoa; Arthropoda; Insecta; Diptera; Syrphidae
Exons: 3
Coding region: 64-1620 (518 amino acids)
Source: RefSeq, a predicted model, not a curated record
GUAUUUGGUAUUCACAACAUUUUAGCGCGUCCGCAUAACUGUGUUAAAAAAGUGCAAGCAAAAAUGUCAUUUAAAAUAAUCCAAGAACAUAAAAAAAAAGAUUUUAUCAUAAUUCCAACAAAUUUCGAAAAGAAUGGAGUUUUUUGGUAUCCACCAGCACUCUGGAGUACAAAACGACGAAAUGGAGUUUUAAAAAAUAAAGAUUUUCUACCAAACAAAGCAACUUGGGAAGCAAGGCAAUGUAUUGUUAAGAAACGUAAAAUACUAACUUACGAAAUGGCCGAAGAACAGGAAGAACUUUUAAUCGAAGCUAGAUCGAAACAUGGCGAUGUUAUUGACUUGAAAUCGGAUUGGAGUAGUGAUGAAGAUGAUUCUGCUGAUGUAUUAUUUCAAUCCAUUCCAUUACCAAUGCCAAAAAUAAGACCAGAAGUUGUUAGCGAGGCAGAUAAUGCACUUUGGAAUUGCUUCAAUACAACUUCUUCGUCUUCGAAUUUUCGAAGCAAGGUUCAAAACUUGCAGAAUCGUGCAACAAUUGCCUCCCCAACAGUUGAUAUACCGAUACCAGCAGCAGCAGGAGCAGCAGGAGCAUCAGGAGCAGCAGGAGCAGCAGCAGGAGCAGCAGCAGCAGCAGCAGCAGCAGCAACUCAAUCUAAAACGGAACCUAAAAAUUCUGAAGGAGAAUCUGACAAUGUUGGUGGCAGUUUGCCAAAAGAAUCGACAGAAAUGCUUUUAAAUUCCAUUAAAAAGUGUAUACAGGAUCAGCAAAAGGAUACUCAACAAAAAUUCGCUGAUAUGAGAAAUUAUAUUAGUACCAUAUUUUCACAGAUAUCUCACGAUCUUGACACUCUGGCACAGAUUCAAUAUACGAAUUCUUUAUCCGGAGUUUAUCCGGAUAAUUAUCCGAGAGUAUUUUGCUAUGAAAAUUAUCACAAAGUUGGAACUCUCAGAGAAGCUAAUAUAUUGGAGAAAACGCUGAUGGUUUAUGAAUUUAGAACUGAUAUGAUUGACAAAUUUAACAAAAUGAUUGGUGGAUUUAAUGGACGGCGAAUUGGCGAUGGUGUAAACUGUUGCUAUGAUUUGGCUGAAUUAAUUUUUCAGAGGAAAUUUUUAAAAAUUUGCUCAUGGGAUGGUGUUUCACCAUGUCCAAUGCAUGAUUCAAAAAUUGCAUUUUUCAAAUUUAGGAAUAUUAUUUGUCUCUUCGCCCACGUUGUAAUUAAAUCUGAUCCAUUGUUUAAGUAUGAGGAUACACAAAAAUUUUUCAAAGAAAUUUUAUGGAAUUCGAAGUUUUUGAAUCAACCUGUUCGACAAAAUAUUUUUGUUCCUCUUCCUAUUCCUCUUCCUAUUCCUGUUCCUGUUCAAAAUGUUCCAAAUCAACCACGUGCACCUGUCAAACGUAAGCAGCAACCAGAGGCAACAACUGAAAGAGUAGUUAGAAUAAAAGAAGAGGAAACAACUGAAAGAGUAGUUAGAAUAAAAGAAGAGGAAACAACUGAAAGAGUAGUUAGACCAAAAAACACGUACUCCGGCCCAGCUGCUAAUCGAAGAGUGGAUUUAUCUAACGAUGAUACUGUGGAUGUUCUUGAUCUUGUUGGAUCUAAAGUUGCAGUUGAAAUUGAUUAAAGUAAUGCACAAAAAGACAACUUGAAAAAAAAAAAGAAAAACAAACUUACAUAAAUACUUAUAUUACUCAACUAUUUUUAUGUCGUAUAAUGUAAAAGUUCACUAACUUGUUGUUUAUGAACACAAUUCAGAGUAUAACUCUUAUAAAUGUUUAUGUGAUUGUAUACGUGAUCUAUAUUGUAUGUCUUUAUUCUAUGAAAUGUUUAAAAAACAUAUUGAAAUAAAGUUAUUUUUAAAUGUACUUUU